AGUUGGGUUCGCAACAACAAAACAUAACAAACCGCAGUCGCGAAUCGGACGAAAUCGGAUUCGAAAUCAGAAAUAACGAACAUAACUCGAGCUAAAUUAACAAAAUAAUAACAUUAUAAAUUAACAAAAUAAAAUUGUGCGUUAAAAAAACGUCAAGAAGAGUGAAUUACAUGGAAAAAACGAAUCAUAAGAAAAACAAAUUUAAGUGCUUGUGAGCUUAACACCUUAUUGCCCACCCCCACAGUUAUUUAUUCCGCUUGUCUUCCUGUGGUCGAAAAGUGGGGAGAACGAUUUUCGCUGCGUUCAUUUGAGCCCUUUAAGCCGUUUAGCCAGGAUCUAAAGGAAUAGACGAAAAACGAACCCCUUUUUGGCUUAGCUGGCAGGACUUAAAAUAUGGUUUUCCGCUCGAAACUUUCGGGGGAUGGUAAAGUGAUUCAUAAAUAGGUGGAAAAGUUAUGGGCACAGUGAGGCCUAAUGCAAGAAAACGAAAAAAUACAUACAGCAGUAAAUAUCAAGAAAUUUUUAAAAUAUCCAUUAAAUGAUCUGAAAACAUUUUUGAUCAUAUUCGCCUAUGUACAGGAAUUUAUAAAAAAAAAAACACAACGAGGGUUGAAUUAUUUCUAAAAAGAUUAAGACUUCCUAAGUAUCUGCUAUUUUAAAAUAAAUUUAAUUAAAAAAUCUUAAGCAAAAGCCUAAGUUUUCUAAACAAAACUAUGUAAGCGUAUUUAAAACGUUUUAAAUAAAAUUAUCAAGGACCCCCAAUGUCAUUGAUAUUGAGUUCCACCAAUUAAUAUAGAUAAUAGUUCAUUAUUUAAGAGAGCUAUUCUGAACAUCUGAUCCUUCAGCUUCAUUUAAGAAAAAAUUGCAGAGCUCUUUUCUCUCUGCUAAUGUAGUGCUUAAGUCUUAGUCCUGCUUCGCAGGACACGCACGUGUUGUUGGCUUUCUCUUAUUUGCUCUCUUUGCGCAGCGGCGCAGCUUGAGGUCUCUUUUUCUGUGAUACUCUCGGCACAUUCGUUUCUCUCAGUGUCGCUCUCCAGUGUAAAACGGCUUGUUCUUCCACGCAGUUUUGACACUUGUGACAUUUUUGACACACAAAUCAAUUGUUACGUGAAUUUUCAGCGCUGCAGCAGCACAGGCAGCAGCGCCCAGCGACAUCGGGUAAACGCUCAUAAAAUCGGGUAAAAAUUCCAACAAAAAAGUAAUAAUUUUUUUCGACAUUUGCAAGAGUCAGAGCGAGAUGUUGUUAACCGAAAAAUAGUGAUUUUCGCCGUGUAAUCGAGCAAAAAUCGUUGCCUACUUUUGUGCGCUGCGUGUGUGUGACAUAAUUUGCCGUUCGCCGAGAAUUUUAACUUAAGGAUUCCCCCACAGGAGAGCCUCGCUAUCGUGACCUCAGAGUGCAUAACACACCACUCGCCCGAACCUCCCCUUUAUGGGGGCCUUCUUUUCGCUGCAAAUCGAUUUCUGUUUCCGGCAUUUUUCACGUGGCUGCUGCUGUCUCCCUUCACUCAGAAAAAAAAACCGUAUUAAAAUAUUUUCCGAAAUUACAAUUUUGUUAUUUUGCACUUUGUGUUCCUUCAAGAAAAUGUUAAAUUAUGAAACAAGGAUUCCUUGCCUUGAAGUAAUCGUAAAAAUUAAAAUUUAUGCAUUUUGAGUGGCUAAUUGUGAAUUUAUCACCAAAAAGUGUUAAAGUAUAUUGCUUGAAUUUUGGUUACAGAUAUUAAUUAGUGAGUCCGCCUAUUAUCACAAAAAGUAAAGCACACAGCAGGAUUCAAGCAGAAUAAUUGGUUAUCUUCAGGUACUUUAUUUUUUUGAAUAAGUUGGAGACAUUUGCUGAGGUUCAAUUCGAGUUUUUUCUUAGUGCUCCCAUCGUCUGUUUCGUGCAGUUUUGGCAUUUUGCUGCCGUUCUGGCUUUCCCGCUGUUGUUGUUGCCGCCUAACGAUUUUUCCCGCAAACAACACGGCAAAGUGAAACGUGCCAGGCCAGAGGAAAAGCCAAAAUGAAAAGCCCCAAAAGGCGGCGAGAGAAAUGAGAGAACAUUAACAGCAAGGUGGCCGUAAUCGUAAAUCGCGAAUCGUAAACAGUUUUCUGGGCGCUGCGGGGAACCAGCUGAAAGUAACAGUCAGCCUGGUUGGUUUAUCGGAAUCGUUUUUGAUUUCCUGCCUUUGGCCUGUUUUCCCGUAUUUCGUAUUCCGUAUUCGGUGGUCCGUAGUCCAUUUUCCGUGCUCUGCUUCUAGCCACUUCGCCACCAUUCGCUUUUGGGGGUUUUCCUGCUCGUUUAGUUUCGGUUUCGGUUUCAAUUUCAGCCAGUCAGUCAGCUGCUGCUUUUCACGUGGCACGUGUCGUAUGAGUAAUAUUUUUCGGGUGCCCUUUCUCGCUUGCAGUCGCCUCUUCGCUCAGAAAACCACAAUGAUCAAAGACUGUUUAAUUGAUAUAUCAACUGACACAAAUAAAUAAAAUAAAGUGCUUAAAUCAAUCGCAAUUGCAAAGUGUUCAAAAUUCUUAAGCCUAACACCAAAAUUGCCAAUAUAACCGCAAAAGACAUUGAAUAAUUGGCUUUAAAAUCGAUUCUACGAAAUCGCAUUUUAAAUGUUCGACUGGAUUAAAUUUAACAAAGAAGCGUAGACGAAAUACGAAUGCAAAUUAGAUGCAAAAUAAAUGGGUAAAAUGAGGUCAAGUAAAUACGAUGUUACCACAGCUUACGGUCUAUGCCAAGAUUAUUUACCUCCUGAUGGUGGUGAUUUCAGGUGCAUUAUGUACAGUAGAAGAUUACGUAAUAAUGUCACAGUGUGCACACAACAAAGCCAUACACAUAGCUGCGGAAGGAACAGUCUCAGUGACAGACACUUCACAGAUACAAAAUAUAACGAUAGUCGGCUUCCCGGAUUAUCUGAACAACGAAUUCAAAAUAGCACUGUACGCAAAAGAAACUCGAAGAUAUUUGUGUUUCAACGACAAUUGGAGAUUAGUUGGCAUGAGGGAGCUGCGAGAUACCUGCUAUUUCAACGAGACCAUCGUGCACGGAUAUUUCGUGUUCCGUUCCGUUGUCGAUCUGCAGCGACGUGUCGGGUUCACGCACCGAGGUAAGCCUGUGGGGCCCAAGAAGAGCGUCAACGAUGCCUGCUACAUGUUCAACAAGAUCGAGGCCGAGCAGUUUUUCCGCCAUCACCAUAACAAUGGCAACAGUGGCAACAACAAUGGCAAUGGCAGUGGCAAUGACAAUGGCAAUGGCAGCAACAACAGUCGCAAGCCCCCGCGCAACAACAAAAACAAUCGCCACAAAUCGAAUAACCAAAAUCAAAAGUUGCAACAGCAACAGGAGCAUCAUGGCCAUAAUAAUAAUAAUAAUAACGUUAUUCUUAAUAAUAGUAAUACUAGUUUAAGUAGCACUAACAAAAAGCAAUUAGCGAUAAACAGGCAGAGGCAGCAACAGCAGCAACAUCAGGUGCGACAUCAUCACAAUGAUCCAUCGCUGCUGCUGCGACGACAGCAACACGAGAAGAAGCAGAAGCGGCGCAAGCAACAGAAGCAGCAGCAACACCAACAACGAGUAUCAGCUAGUCCAACGAAUCCGAUGCCUGCAACACCCACAGCAGCGCCAGCAGCAACACCAACCGUUGCAGCCACAUCGCCGGCAACAGCAACACGAUCGACAACAGCAGCAAUGAGCAGCAAGCGCAAGGGCCGGCGAAGAAAGGCCAAGGUCAGGCCAAAGGCGCAACAGCAACAACAGUUGCAGCUACUUGCCACGGCAGCAACAUCGCCCUACACCGACGACACCCUGUACGGCAGCAGCAGUAGCAGCAGCAGCACGGGUUUCGAGGAUUUGGACAUCUACAAUAGCAGCAGCAGCAGCGGCAGCAGUUCCAGCUUGGAUCCCUGGUCCACUUGGUCCACGAUCGAUAGCUUUAGCGGCAGCAGCACAACAGCAACAUCUGACGACAGUAUUAGCAGCAGCAGCAGCAGCAACUACGACGCCUGGGCCACCUACAUCACCGAAAUGGAGGCCGAGGCAUCGGCCAUGACGCCCGAGAUGGGCGGCAACGACACCGAGUUGAUGCAGUACGAGGCCGAGUUGGUGGACGAUCCGGAGGCGGAGUCCACGGCGACAAUUGAAACCAAAGCAACAUCAGUAACAUCAACAAUAGCGGCAACGGCGGCCACAACUACCUCGACAGCGGGCUCCCAGCUGGUGAUAGAGCAGACGCCGCUGGCCAGGAGCAACAUCAGCAACAAGAGCAGCAGCAGCACGAAAGCAACACCAACGGCAACCAGUCAGACUGAAACAGCACAGAGCACGCAACAACCAAGCAGGCAUCGCAGUAACAGCAGGGAAGAUCACCUGGACAAUUCCGACAUGUUGCUAGCGGGCGAGAACGAAGUGAAGCCACAACAGCCACGCAAGUUACUGUGGACAGUGCAACCACCGCUCGCAACACGUGGCAGCACACUAGCAACAUUGGUGGCAACACCAGAGCAGCAACACACCAGCACGACAGCAACCGCGGCCACGACACCGGAGCAACAUGUUGCACCGUCACUCUUCAGCGUGGACAAGAACAUCAACAGCAACCUGAACAACACACUAACGGAGGCUUCUCCCACGGCAACAUCAACAUCCAGCAUCACGUCCGCAACAACCAUGAAGAGACCCAUACGGAAGUUCACCAAGAAGCUAAUGGCCACGCCCUACCACCAGCUGACCUAUGUGCGCAAUGCGGGCGGAGAUAUCGACAUCGAUAACCUGGACAACAUCAGUGUGUAUCCCGUUCUCUACGAUGGUGAUCUGGAGGGGAAUGGCGGCGGCAACAGCUCCGACGGCGGCUUCAGCGGGUUCCUGCCCACCUCGACCACCUCACACCUGACGGAACCGAUUCGCAUCGGCAUGAACAGGAUAAGGCCGAAUAAGACACUGCAUUGGUUCACUCAUCAGAGAUUUGCGUAGUAGUCAGGGAUUGACGCAUUUUGGCUAUUAGAUCUUUAAAAAGGAGAACUGCUCGAAUUUCCACUUUCACAGGCAACAACAUUUAAUAGUGAAAAAAUUGAAUAAAUAAAUCGGAACAUAAUAAUCUCAAGUGAAAAUCAAUUGCAUACAAUCAGUUUCUAUGGGAUAAAAUAAUAAUUUCCAAAUUGAAAUCUUUUAGAUGCAUUUUAAAACUCGUAAUCCUGUGAAAGUGAAAUCCAGAACAGACUCUUUUUAGAGAGACAUACCUAUACUCAGCACUCAGUUUUCAAGAGAAUUUAGGCAAAAACGAGACAAGAAAACAAGAACAACAAUUGUAUGGAUAAAUAUUUCAAAUUACUAAUGAACUGAUACAUAUAUAUAUAAACAUAUAUAGAACUCGAUAUACAAAGGAGUUGCUUACUGUUCAGUACCUCGACUCAGACAGGACUUUGCACUUGCACCACGCCUAAAAGCACACUACAUAAGCGAAACCGGAAGCGGAAGCCGGCGUGGAGCCGAUAACGAUAACUCAGGCCGCACUUCAUCCAGUAGCGAGUACAGUGAAGACUCCACCAACUGCACUCGGGAGGCCGCAGGCAACGAACUCGCAGAACUGCUACAUAGUUAUAAAUGAAAAGACAAUAAGAUUUUUAUUUACGAGUAUGUGCUAUAUAAACUAUCAAAUUCAUGAACCGAAGCGAUAGCGAUAAUCGAAAAACAAAAUGCUAAAAUUGUUGAAAUGGAAAUUAUGAAAGCGCGACAUUCAAGUGCAAGCAAAUAAACGUUUCGAAUGCACUGAAAAAAAAGCGUAGCGAACUUUUGAUUUACUAAAUCAAUUAAAUAUAUUAGCAAUGAGAAUUAAUAAAUACAAAUGCAAACAAAAAUCGAUAUAUAUUAUAUACAUAUAUGCAUAUAUUUUCAAAAUUUUAUAACGAACCAAAAACCAAUUAGCAAACAAAUUUAACACGGUGAACGAAACACGAAUGAAGAAGUUUUUUAAAUUCAUACGCAAGCAGAACUAAGAGUCGGUAACGAUAACGAUAACAAAUUCGCACAGCAAAACACUUCCAAAAAAUGAAAGGUUAAAACUAAAUAUUAAACAAUUUUACUAGGCACAAGCGAACGAAAUUGGGUUAGAAGAACAAAAAAGGAAAACUCCAUUCAAAAUAAACCGAAUUUUUUAAGCAAAUACAAAAAAUUGUUGUAAUGGUCAGCAUGGAAAUUGAUUUUAGGACACAGUUUGUGGCCGAUAUCCAAUUCGAGGGAGGAUGGAAACAAAUUUUGAGUAAUGGAAAAUUUUAAAGACAACUACUAACGUAUGUAUCCAGAUAUGUACUGCAACCAAACACCAAAAUUCACACUGAAUAAGCAACGUUAUAUUUAUUAAUUGAGCAAAACUAAAAACUAAAUCUACGAAUUGAAUCAAAAUACAGCAAAAAGAAACCAACUGCUGCUUUUCUACAUACGAGUAUAUAUAAAUAUAUAUAUAUAUAUAUAUACAUAUAUAGACACAUAUAGGCAUAUGUGGACGACAUGGAAAAAGAUAACGCAAAAAUUGUUUCUCAUAUAUUUAUAUUAAUAUUUAAAAUAAAUAGUUCAAACAUAUUAGCAAACCAAAUACGCGAAAUUAAAACAAUUUGAGGGAAAAUGCGAAGGCACAGAAACAAAAAACUGAAGCGUCAAGUUUAUAUGUAGAGAUAUGUAUGAAUGUAAAUUUAAAGUGAACAAAGAAAACCCAAACAAAAUGAAGUUAAAGCAAGAUGCUUAGGUGAAAAUUUAAUUAGUGUGUACUUAAGACAAGAAACCAUUUAACAAUUGAACGAUUAAUUAUUAACAUAACUAGGCAUUGAAGCAGCACUCAACUAAAUAAAACCGAUACGAAACCGAAGCCGAAACGAAGCCGAAAAACACACAACUCGAAUUGAACCACUGUACUUAUUCGUAUGCGCGUUGCUGUAAUAUAAACGAAAUUCUUAUGUUGAAUCGACGUCGAAUGGGAAAACUCGAUGAAUCGAUGACUAUAUCUACGACAGCAGAAAUUAUUUAUUUAACAGUAUAUCGGAAUAAUCGAAGCGAGUCUAUCGGACUGGAGCGGGGACCGAUUGUCAUAUGUCAUUUGUAAAUUCAUUUGCACUUUUCUUUCUACUAAUUACGUUUAAUUAAUGGAUUAAUCAUACGCCUAAGUUAACACUAAGUUAACACGCAUCAUUGUACAUUGUAAUAUGUUUUAUUCCUAAGCCGAGCAUUAAAUGUAAUUAUUUAUGUAUAAAAGCAAAAUGAUUCUUUCGCCCAUGUAUAACACUUGCGCCCACUUCUCUAUCUCCAAGUCUGUCCCCCCAUACUUUCUAUCUCUUUUAAUCUCUAUCUUAUAUAUACGAAUAUAUAAACGACUAUUUAAUUGCAUUUCUUUGUAUUAAAACGAGUAACAACACACUAGAAAUUGAAUAAAAAGCCUCAACAAAAUAUUCAACACUUUUCAUUUCUCUUGUAUGUAAGAUUGCUUCAUUUUCAACUUUUUAAAUAAAUGCUCAGUUGUUUCUUUUUUGUUCGUUUACG
Molecule: messenger RNA, 7498 nt
Organism: Drosophila melanogaster (fruit fly)
Lineage: Eukaryota; Metazoa; Arthropoda; Insecta; Diptera; Drosophilidae
Gene: ths
Product: thisbe
Exons: 5
Coding region: 2729-4942 (737 amino acids)
Biological process (GO): signal transduction
Molecular function (GO): growth factor activity
Source: RefSeq, marked reviewed